UGGGCGUUACUUCCUGUUUGUGAAUCAUAUGACCAAAUUGAAGUCGUAUGAUGUGAAUUUUGCAACUCGUGCACUGCAAACAUCGGAACAGUGAGUUCAGUGGAAACUGAAGCACGGUAUGUUCAGCAAAGACUUUAUGUAUUUGUGGAGAGAAUUCACUGCGUGAGAAAACUUUAUUAUCCGCGUAAUUCGGCUCCAUCUUUUGUUGUCGAUGUUGUUCAUUUGAGGCUGAGCUAACUUUUUGUUUACACCACAGUGAGUUUGGGUUAGGUAUAGAUCUUGACUUUAAUCAGACAUGAUGUCAUAAGAAACAAUUGUAUAAGUGAGACUGAAUUGAGCAAAAAGAAGUUUGUACUCGUCGUGUUGUUUCUGUCAGGUUAAAACUGCAGGGUCAUAAUGCUCCCUGGUGUUUGAGGUACAGUCAGACUCUUUUGCAGCUACAGAGGCUAAAUACUAUCAUUGCUGCAGUACACUUACUCUUGAAAAUACUAAUGUUAGAAGAAGGAGAGUAAAAUAUUUUUAUCUCCGGUGUUUCCUAAAGGUAGCUCUUUCCUCAUGUAAUGUCUCGGUGUCAGGCCAUGUCUCUUUAACAAUAUAUCUUAAAUUCUCACACUUUGUGUGUUUGUGUGUGUGUGUAUAUGUGGUUGUGGGUGAGUGAGGGUGGGUGUGUGUCUUUGUGUGCGUGUGGGUCCAUGGGUGUGUGUGGGUAGAAGGGUUGGGUUUUUGUCAUUAUUGUUGUUUUUAACCUCUGUGAGGCACUUUGAAUUGCAUUUUCUUUUGUAUGAAAAGUGCCAUAUAAAUAAAGUUGAAUUUGAGUGUUUUAGAAGUAAGCUUUGUACAAUACUGUAUUAUACUGUGUUUGAUGUGUUUUAUGUCCUCAGCUGAUUUCUCAUGAUUUUUAGGUGGUGCCCAACACGACAUGCAUCAUAUCCCUCAUCUAGCUGAGCGUGAGCCCCAGUGACCCCCCUCCCUUUAACACCAUGGAUCCUGACCAGCAAAUCAGUGUACAGCCCCAGCCAAGUGCGGUGUACCUCUCAUGGGAGUACCGCCUACAGCUCAUUGGACUGGGCUUUGCUUUCUAUGCAGCGAUAUUCCUCAUCUCCCACCUCCUGUCUUUGGCAGGGUCACGUACCUACAACUCCCUGCUGGCCAAGGAGCAGGUUUUCUGGAACCUUGCAGCAACACGGGCGGCAUUUGGGAUCCAGAGUUCUAUUGCUGGUCUCAGGGCUUUGAUUGAAGACUCUGCAUUGUCCAGUGACAGAGUGAGGGGACAAGAAGACUGGUCUUGGUUUAAUGUGCUCACAGCUACAGGUUUUUUUGUUUUUGAGAAUGUUGCCCUGCAUACCUCCAGUGUGGUGUUUCGGUCAUUUGACCUCCCACUGGCGACACAUCAUUUCUUCGCCUUGUCAGGAUAUGCAGGGGCAGUUGUGUGGGAUUCCAUUGGACACUUCCUGCCGAUAGUUACACUGCUGCUGGAGAUGAGCACACCAUUCACCUGUAUAUCCUGGAUGUUACUGAAGGUAAGGGGCCUAACAGUGCGUAAGUGCUGCGUAAAACUGUCAUUGCUGUCUUACUUGUGAGAAGUUUUUCUCAUUAAAUAUUUUAGCAUUAACAAGUCAAUUCUGAGUGCUUAUUUUCGCAUCUAGCACUGCUCAUUAAUCACGUUUUCGUAGUGAUUCUUGUGACUUAUCUGAAAGUACUGGAAGUGUCACCAGGUUUAGUUCCUCUUAGGUCUUGUGCAUCUUAAAAUUGUCAACAGAUAAAGUUAAACAUUCGUAGAAAGAGGAAGUUCUAUAAAAAGACUGAGUUUGUCACUAGGCUUUCUCUGUUCCUCCUACUCACUGACUUGAUUUGCUUAUAAGUUACAAAGCCAUGAAAAAUGAGUCACAAUUUAGAAUAAAAAACCAUCAAGGUCAAACUGUAGUGUAAUUUUUUCCAUCAAUCUUUCAACCCCCCCCCCCCACAGGCUGGCUGGGCCCAUACCCUCUUUUGGAAAGCCAACCAGUGGGUGAUGAUCCACGCCUUUCACUGCCGCAUGGUCCUCACAUACUACAUGUGGUGGAUAACAGUCACUAACUGGGGGGAGAUCAGCAUCGUUGUGGCCUUACCCCUACGCCUGAUCUUCUUCACUGGCCUUGCACUGCUGACGUUUAUCAUCAACCCCAUGUGGACGCACAAGAAGACCAUGCAGCUGCUGAAUCCUGUGGACUGGAACUUUGGCAACAAGUCUGCACCUGUGAACGGCUCCAUGGAGGGUCAGUCUAAGGUUUCUGUCAAGCCUCACACCAGCUGAAGUGAACCAUUACCCUUUUCAAAGAUGCCAAAACAGUUUUUCUUUCAGUCUUUUUCUAAUGGAGGUAUUGUGUGAAUUUUACAUUGUUGAUAGUUAGAUUAAUUUUGUUUUGUUUUUAAAAAAUGGAACCCAAAUUGUGUUGCAUUACAAGGGAAAUUUACUUCAAAAGAGAUUUUUGAUGGAGGACCACAAUUGUAGGGUACUGUUUGAUGACUAUCUUCCCUUACUAUUUCCGGAGAGUAUAUCUAUUCUUCACCUGCUUAGCUCAGCUUUUGAAAGGUAGGUGUGGUUAUGCAGAGCACUGGAAUGGGAACCUUCUUGUUCUCAACACUUUCAGGCCACUGCAGAUUGACAUACCCACCUGGGUAGUCACAUAUGAGGUUGUAUAUUCACAAUAGGAAAAUAUAUUUAAGUUGACAUUUUUUAAGAAAACCAUUCAGGCACAAAACUUGGAAACUGAAUAAUGUUAAUGUGGAAAAAAAUUACAUAUACUGGUAUUUCUAUGGAACACUUUUAUUUUGUUAAAAAAAGUAUGAAAAUGCUGAAAAAUGUUCAUCCUUAGUAUUUCUUCUUUGGUUUUGUGAAGACAUUUAUCCAUAUAAUGCACAUCUGUUUAGAACCACAGUUUUUUUUUGUCUCUCAAUCUGUCAGACAAAAAAAUCUACUAACAUCUUGUGGAUAACAACAAACAAAAUAACUCUACAAAAGUCACAUCAACAGUCUUCUCAGAUAUGUUAGACCAACAUUAAAAAUAAUGUCCUAAAUGUUAAUGGUUGGAACUCAAGUCCCUUCACAAUUAAUCAUAUUGAUUGUUUUUAACAGGGGAUUCUUUUCUAGUUUGCUGAAAUAUUCCCCUUUGUCAUGAAAGGAAAGGCCUUUUAACAGAAUCUCCUUUGUUGGAGGACAAAGCUUCGUAUGGUCUUCUCCACAAAAGCUCUUUUGUUAAACUGGUCAUGUCAUGUUGUGAAACUGAAGCAGUACUGGCAGAAUAACCAAGCAUUCUUUUUGUUAUGAUAGUUCGUCUCAGAGUUUUAUUUGGUUUUGAGUGCAUGAUUGUUUUUACUUACUUUACUCAAGAUUUCAAUAAUAACUUUUUCACAUAAUGUCCUCACUGAACUGGAGACCUUGACAUUGUGUCUUGUUGUGUAUCAUUUCAUGUAUACUGAGUUUUUUUUAUCCUCAGUAAUUGCUCUGCUUCAACUUUCUACAUUUGUCAGUGGUUCGAUGCAAUAAUACUGCCCAAGCUGCCUCUGUGUAAUUAUGUAUGUGGGCUUAAGAAUUGUAGACCUCUAAAUUCUUACCGUCAGUAUUAACUGUGUUGUAAAUGUUCACCUGUAGAAUAUACUGUAACUCUUCAGUUGGGUUUGAAGGUUUAAUCACAUUACCAAAUAGACUAAAUCCCUUAACUACAUUGGUUCUGAUUAGUGUGAGACACGUAACAUUUCAUUUUUUGGGUUUACACACACACACACACACACACACACACACACACACACACACACACACACACACACACACACACACACACACACUGAUUUCUCUAUCUAACUAACUAUGUUGAAUCACACCUAGAAAAAUAAGGUGGUGUGUGAGGACAUGUUGCUUAACCCACCACAUUAUCCUGAUAACUGUAGCCUGUGGCAUAAAUAGUUAAAAUGACCAAGAAGUCACACUCAUCCCCAUUUCCUAAAUUGUUUGUUGCUUUGGUUUUCAUAACAGCAACUCAGUGACUAAAUCAAUGCAAAAAAAAUCAAAUACCCCCCCCCCCCCCUUUUUGUGUUUUCAUUACUUGUUUGAAGAGUCUGGUACAAAAAUAAUAUUUUAAUGAUAACAAAACAUGUGACCUCAAUUUAAAAUAACCAUCAACAAGAUAUUGUAGGAUUUUCUCUGUAUUUAUUUCCAUCUGACAGCAUAGACAGUAUUCUGCUGAGGUGGGUGAGGGUUUCAGUUUGAAGAUUUAGUGUUAUAUACGCAAUUCCAAGACAUUUGCUAACCUGUUUUUGUUUGCAAAUACAAGUUGUGCUAAUGAAAUAAAAGGAUUUUUCUUUAAUA
Molecule: messenger RNA, 4345 nt
Organism: Xyrichtys novacula (pearly razorfish)
Lineage: Eukaryota; Metazoa; Chordata; Actinopteri; Labriformes; Labridae
Source: the annotation of a GenBank genome assembly